CUUAACAAAUCCAUAAGCCAUAACUACCUAUUUUAUUUGGCUUUAAGUUUUAAUUCAAAUUCUAUAUACUUAUAGUACAACUACAGCUAGAGAACUACAAUACAACUGCAAAUAGUGCCGUAAAUCACAACUAGUGAACUUCGACUAUUAAAUUCCAACUUAUAGUAAACUAUUUAUAUAUCAGAGAGUACAUAUAAUACGGCAAAAAUAACUUAUAGUGUGGAGUACCAAAGUCAACUCGGUAAUACUCCGCAUACUAUUUCGGUGCGCGUAAUUAUUAGACUAAAAAAAUACAUACAUACAACAUCUCCUCUUCAUAGAUCUAUAGAAAACAUCAGUAUGACAACGGCUAACCCGGAGUUUGCGUAUUCAAGUGGUAUUGCAGACAUGUCUGUAAUACGUAUUAAUAAAGAAAAUUCGGAAAUUCUAAUACUAGAGGAACAAAUCGAUGAUGAAAGUCAUUCUGGAAACUAUAAACAAUCACAAUUACAACCACAACCUAUAAGCUCUAUGUUGAUGGAUACCUCCGACACACUGAUGAGAUCAAAAUCCAAACGUGGACCAUCUACGCCAUUAACUCCGUCAUUACAACAACAAAAUAUAGUGAGGAGGAAACUCAUCCAUCCCAAUCAAUCUCCCACCAAAUCAAAAUCAUUCAAUAAGCUAACUAUAAACGAAGAGAGCUCAACACAACUAGUAGAUACCAAAUUAGAAAACUGGCAAUUGGCUAAGGAAUUAGCCAGAAGUAAGGAAAUCAUUAAAUUCCUACAAUUAGAAAGUGAAUUGGCCCAUUAGAUCUUUGCAUAAAAUUAUUCAGUCUAAUCUAUAAAUA
Scheffersomyces amazonensis is the source of this 832-nucleotide messenger RNA. RefSeq lists its product as uncharacterized. The coding region runs from base 340 to 795 and encodes 151 amino acids. The record is from RefSeq and is a predicted model, not a curated record. The transcript has a single exon. NCBI's taxonomy places the organism in Eukaryota, Fungi, Ascomycota, Pichiomycetes, Serinales, Debaryomycetaceae.